AUGGACGCACACGUGUGGCCCGCGCAAGGCGUGCGAUCGUCGCACACUGACGCCGCGCCCGCAUCUCGCCCCUCCUCCUGGCUCCCUCCCCGCCUGCUCUCCGUGAUCCCUGCACCGUGGCAGGAGCUGCUGGAACAUCCACGUACCGCACUGCACCGCAUUGCAUGGCAGUACAGGGAUGCAGCAGCAUUGCAGGUGGAGGCGUUUUGGCGCAACCACUCGCUGCUGCUGCUGUCCGCUGGGGGCGUGUCCCUGUCGCUGCUGCUCUGGGGCUGCUCCUUCCGCCUCGCCUCGCUCUUCCUCACCAUGCCGCCCAGCUCCCUCGGCCUGCCCUACCUGCUUGCCUCCUGCACUGCCGUCGCUGCUCUGGGCGGGGCAGUGCGGGCGCACACGAGCAUGAGUCCAGCAGCGGCAUACCGCAUGGCCAUGUGCGCCCUCAACACGCAUGCGGGUGUGCUGGAAGUGCUGGGAGCACCGCUGCUGGGAGCGCCUAUGAGGGCGUACGUGCAGGGGGGCGGGGGCAUAGUGCUGUCGGGCAUGGCUGUGCGUGCUGCCCCGCGGGACUGCUGGCUGGUGUUCCCUGUGCGCGGUGCAGAGGGGCGUGGUGUGGUGCAAGUGCACGUGCACCGCCACAACGGGCAGUACGACCUGCGGCUGGUGGCGGUGGAUGUGGCAGCCGGCAGUGCAGGCAGCGAGUGCGUGGUGGUGGUGGGCGACCAUGCUGCUCUCUCCCGUGCACAGCCCUUGCUGCAAGGGCUCAGGCACGCACUGGACAAUGUGCAAGGCGGGCGAGCAGGGGCAGAGAAGAGGGCUGUGGAGAACGCCCAGCAAGAACAAGGCUGA
Messenger RNA from Closterium sp. NIES-65, 843 nucleotides. NCBI's taxonomy places the organism in Eukaryota, Viridiplantae, Streptophyta, Zygnematophyceae, Desmidiales, Closteriaceae. The record is from the annotation of a GenBank genome assembly.